AUGGAGUCUAGCCAUAGAAGGCCACGGAAGUGGCAACAUGGUGCUCUGUCUGAUGAUUCUGACAUGGAUGACAACAUAUCAUUUGAACUUGCGAUGGCUGGGGAGUCUACACCAUUGAGGCUACCAUCUAAUUUGUCAUCACAAGUUUCACCCACGGCAUUUGUAUCGCCAAUGAAAAAGUUACACAAUUUGCAUUUAAGUACUUCAUCUCCCGAAAUACCGAUAGAUAGGAUGAUACCGAUAGACCAUUCCGGGAUUUCAGAUGAUGAUGGUGAUUAUUCAGAAGCUGAUCAAACAAUUGGUGAAGAUAGAAGUAGUGAGAUUGAAUUUGAAGAAGAUGGUGAAGUGAGAGAUGGAGAAAAUGAUGAAGACGAAGAUAGUACAUUCCCCAGUAGAAAGCCUGUGUAUAUGAAUACGAGGAAGAGGGCUAUGGAUACUUCUCUGGAUAUGGUUAUAACCCCAGGAGCUUCCUCGAGACAUCGAUCUAUUGACAAUAUGUCCAUUUGCAUCAAUGAUAGUACGUCGAGUGCUUUCAAGUUAAGUUUUUCGAAUAGUGAUUCUACCCCAUGUCCACGACAAUCAAGAAAGCGCUUGAAAUUUAAGAACAGUACCCCGUCAGGGACUCCACUGAAUGGAGGGAAACGGAAGAACAUUUUAAAUUUUUCCAAUUCAACUAAGGCUUCAGCAUCAAUCCUUACACAAUUACAUAGCAUAAAGGGAGGAGAUCAAGUGAAUAUCAAUACAAGCUUGGAAAAUGAAAACGAAGAUGAAGACGACCAAUUAACACCUUCCUACGAAAAGGCAUCCUUCUCUUCACUACCUCCAUCGAGUACUUCUUCACCAGUGACCUCGGUCAACAAUUCGAUACCCAAGGUUGUACUCAAUCAACAGAACACACCAAUUUCACAAUCCACACCUGCCAAUUCAAGGGCACCUACACCACCAAUGACAAACGAAGAAUAUGGAGAUACAGUUAAUGGAUAUAAAUUUGUACGAUCCUCUGUGCCCACUACUGAAACAAAAACACAACCUACACAUCCAUACUACAGCUAUACGACUCCCGAGAAUAGUACUACAAUCAAUCGGAACGCAACAUUAUCACAAGAAUUGAGAAAUUCAUAUAUUCGAAAUGAACCAGUAAACGUUCGUAACUUGCCACUGGGUCAAUAUCAAAUAGUUGGGGAAUUUCCAGUUAGUGCUGCAGGAUUAAUGGAUGAAGAAGAUGGCGAUUUGCAUAUUGGUGAUAAACGGAUAAAUGAUCCUUAUUUACACGGGUUACAAAAUAGUACUAAACCCGAUCAAAGAAGAGAAGAAAUCAAAAUUGAGUAUUUUGAAUCAUGGGGAACAUCACAAGUGAAAUUACCGUUAUUAAUUGAAUUUCAAAUGGAACAUAGACAAACAAAAGAAGAACUAUUAAAAUCACUUAACGACGAGGAAUCGGUAGAAUCUUUCUAUAGAUAUAUUUUAGAGGAGGAUGAAAUCUUCAACGCAGUGAAAAAGGAAAGGUUGAAAUGGCAUCCUGAUAAAUGGGCCGGAAAUAAUACAAUGGACAAGGAUAUUAUUGAUACACUUAGUCAGGCAUUGAAUUCACUUGUUGACAAGUUAAAGGAUUUAUAG
Messenger RNA from [Candida] anglica, 1617 nucleotides. NCBI's taxonomy places the organism in Eukaryota, Fungi, Ascomycota, Pichiomycetes, Serinales, Debaryomycetaceae. The record is from the annotation of a GenBank genome assembly.